Molecule: messenger RNA, 444 nt
Organism: Paramecium tetraurelia
Lineage: Eukaryota; Ciliophora; Oligohymenophorea; Peniculida; Parameciidae
Exons: 1
Source: RefSeq, a predicted model, not a curated record
AUGAUAAUUGAACAAUUCUCUAGAUUUGGCUAUCAUCUAAAUAUAACAUAAUUAAUUACUCUAUACAUCUUUCAAAAUAUAUAGAUUCUUAAAUAUCUAUUGAUCGUGUUAUUUUAAAUUUUCUAAUUUGCUCUCAAUCUCUUUUUUUAAAUAAAGUAUCUUUAGAAUUCAAAUACUCAAUUCUUGAGUCUGAAACCAAAAUUUUUUUUUCGUUUAGAAUCAUUUCAUUAAUAUUUUAAAGUAAUUCCUCAUUACUUAAGUGUUAUAGUGAAGUUUAUUUAAAUUUAUUAAUAGUCUUAUUUUUUGGUCAUUAUAGAAAUCUAUUAAUUUAAUUUUUCCUAUUUUUCUUAUCUCUUCAUCCUUAAAUCAGAAAAUAUUCUAUCCUACUAUUUCUUGGAACGAUUCCACUACUAAUUAAUUUUUUCGAUAGUUCUACCUUUUUGA